AUGGAGCAUUACCUGAAAGUUUGGGCAACUUGCGAAGCGAGGCAAACUUUCCUUGGACCCCAUGGAGAGGAAUCCCGAAUACAGACCUGCUCAAGAAAUGCACCUUCAGCAGCCCUGGCUUGCACUGUUUGUGCUGCUCUGGUUGGUGAAGACCAGCCUCUUUGCCCAGAUCUCCCAGAACUUGACCUCUCUGAACUAGAUGUGAACGACCUGGAUGCAGACAGCUUUCUGGGGGGACUCAAGUGGUACAGCGACCAGUCAGAGAUCAUCUCCAAUCAGUACAGCAAUGAACCUGCCAAUAUAUUCGAGAAGAUAGAUGAAGAAAGCGAGGCAAACUUGCUAGCUGUUCUCACUGAAACCCUGGACAGCAUCCCUGUGGAUGAGGAUGGAUUGCCUUCCUUUGAUGCACUGACAGAUGGAGAUGUGACCAACGAAAAUGCCGCUAGCCCCUCCCCAAUGCCCGACGGCACCCCUCCCACUCAGGAGGCAGAAGAGCCGUCUCUACUUAAGAAGCUCUUGCUGGCUCCAGCCAACACUCAGCUAAAUUACAAUGAAUGCAGUGGUCUCAGCACACAAAACCAUGCAAACACUAAUCACAGGAUCAGAACAAGCCCUGUGGUUGUUAAGACUGAGAAUUCAUGGAGCAAUAAAGCGAAGAGCAUUUGUCAACAGCAAAAGCCUCAAAGACGUCCCUGCUCUGAACUUCUCAAAUAUCUGACUACGAAUGAUGAUCCUCCUCAGACCAAACCAGCAGAGAACAGGAACAGCAGCAAGGAGAAAUGCACCUCCAAAAGGAAGCCCCAUCUGCAGACUCAGACAAAUCAUCUGCAGGCCAAACCAACAAAUUUAUCACUUCCAUUGACACCCGAGUCACCAAAUGAUCCCAAGGGUUCCCCAUUUGAGAACAAGACUAUUGAACAAACCUUAAGUGUGGAACUCUCUGGAACUGCAGGCCUAACUCCACCUACGACCCCUCCUCAUAAAGCCAACCAAGAUAAUCCUUUUAGGACUUCACCUAAACUGAAGUCAUCAUGCAAGACUGUUGUACCACCUUCAAAAAAGCCCCGCUAUAGUGAGUCUUCCGGUUCUCAAGGAAAUAACCCAAUCAAGAAGGGUCCAGAACAGUCUGAGCUGUACACACAGCUUAGCAACACCACAGUACUGUCCAGUGGACAUGAGGAGAGAAAGACAAAACGGCCCAGUUUGCGGCUGUUUGGUGACCAUGACUACUGUCAAUCUGUGAAUUCAAAAUCGGAAAUACACAUUAAAAUAUCCCAGGAACUUCAGGACUCCAGACAACCAGAAUUUAAGGAUUCUUCACCUGGGUGGCAGUGUCAGAUUUGUUCUUCUUUAGAACAAGACCAGUAUUUCAAGAAAGAGACUAAUAAUAAGCAGGGAUCCCAUGGUAAUAACAGAAAACAGCUACAAGACCAGGAAAUUCGGGCUGAACUGAAUAAGCAUUUUGGUCACCCCAGCCAAGCUGUUUUUGAUGAAGAAGCAGAUAAGACCAGAGAACUAAGGGACAGUGAUUACAGUAAUGAACAAUUCUCCAAACUACCUAUGUUUAUAAAUUCAGGACUAGCAAUGGAUGGUCUGUUUGAUGACAGUGAAGAUGAAAGUGAUAAACUAUGCUACCCUUGGGAUGGGACACAAGCCUAUUCAUUAUUUGAUGUAUCACCUUCUUGCUCUUCUUUUAACUCUCCGUGCAGAGAUUCAGUGUCUCCACCCAAAUCCUUAUUUUCUCCAAGAUCCCAAAGGACACGCUCUAGGUCAAGGUCCUUUCCUCAACGCAGGUCUUGUUCCCGUUCUCCAUAUUCCCGAUCGAGAUCAAGGUCGCCCUGUAGUAGAUCCUCUUCAAGAUCUUGUUGCUAUUGUGAGUCCAGCCACUGUAGACACCGAACAAACAGAAGUUCUCCCCUAGGUGGAAGAUCGCGGUCCAGAUCACCGUACACUCGCAGACCCAGAUAUGACAGCUAUGAGGAAUAUCAGCAUGACAGCCUGAAGAGGGAAGAAUACCACAAAGAGUAUGAAAAACGGGAAUCUGAAAGAGCCAAGCAAAGGGAGAGACAGAGGCAGAAAGCAGUUGAAGAACAUCGUGUGAUUUAUCUGGGUAAAAUCAGACCUGACACAACCCGAACGGAACUGAGGGACCGGUUUGAAGUUUUUGGUGAAAUUGAGGAGUGCACAGUAAAUUUGCGGGAUGAUGGAGACAGCUAUGGUUUCAUCACCUACCGCUAUACUUGUGACGCCUUUGCUGCUCUUGAAAAUGGAUACACUUUACGCAGGUCAGAUGAACCUGAUUUUGAGCUGUACUUCUGUGGACGCAAGCAGUUUUGCAAGUCUAACUAUGCAGACCUAGAUUCAAACUCAGAUGAUUUUGAUCCUGCUUCCACUAAAAGCAAGUAUGACUCCAUGGAUUUUGAUAGUUUACUUAAAGAGGCACAGCGGAGCCUGCGUAGGUAA
Cinclus cinclus is the source of this 2463-nucleotide messenger RNA. It is a transcript of the gene PPARGC1A, whose product is annotated as PPARG coactivator 1 alpha. The coding region runs from base 1 to 2463 and encodes 820 amino acids. The record is from RefSeq and is a predicted model, not a curated record. Gene Ontology annotation, molecular function: RNA binding; transcription factor binding. The transcript is spliced from 14 exons. NCBI's taxonomy places the organism in Eukaryota, Metazoa, Chordata, Aves, Passeriformes, Cinclidae. Gene Ontology annotation, cellular component: nucleus. Gene Ontology annotation, biological process: positive regulation of transcription by RNA polymerase II.